AUGCAGCAGGCGGGUAUUGUGGAGCCGUCUGACAGCACGUGGGCCGCCCCUGUCGUCAUGGUCCCAAAGAAGAACGGGAUGGAGCCCAUGGAGGCAGACAAACAGCAGUGCUCCCAUCCUGCACCUCUGAAGGUGUGCCACCAUCCACAUUGCCAGGAACUCAAUAAGGAGGCCCCACUACUGCUUUGCUCCUUAUGUGAUGUCCAUUGCCAUCUCAAUCCAGUAGACAGUAUGCACUUUGACAGGCACCCACAUUUUAACCCAAAUCUACAAGGGUCUAUUCUGUCACGAAACGUGUCCACCCGCUCUUGUCCCCCGCGCACCAGUCCUCCAUCUGACCUGGAAGAAGAGGACGAGGCAAGCAGCGAACAAGGGGAGCAUAAAAUAAGAGGAGCCAAAGUGGUGAAGAGGAAACCAAGGCGACGACAUACAGAUGACCCCAGUAAAGAAUGUUUCAGUCUGAAGUUUGACCUCAGUGUGGACAUUGACACUGAAAUUGUGCCAGCGGUGAAGAAGAAGACCUUGAGAGAAGUUCUUGGGCCUAUAUUUGAGAGGAAGGGCGUUGAACUGUCUUGUGUGGACUUAUUCCUGGAUCAGUCGAACACACCACUUUGCUUACAUUUUGAGGCGUAUCGUUUUGGGGGUCACUAUCUCAAGGUUAAAGCACGUCCUGGAGAUGAACUAAAGGUGGAGCAGUGUGUUAAGGACCUGCGCUCGCUAAGCCUACCCAACAUGAAGCAAUGCGGAGGGCAGAGUAGCUACAUCCUAACCCCACCCCCUGAUCGCCCAGAGCAUGGCUCCCUAGGACGCCGCGACAGCAGUGUGGACCUGCUGCUAUUGUGA
Alosa alosa (allis shad) is the source of this 843-nucleotide messenger RNA. It is a transcript of the gene plekhg5b, whose product is annotated as pleckstrin homology domain containing, family G (with RhoGef domain) member 5b. Lineage: Eukaryota; Metazoa; Chordata; Actinopteri; Clupeiformes; Clupeidae. The transcript is spliced from 9 exons. The record is from RefSeq and is a predicted model, not a curated record. Gene Ontology annotation, cellular component: axon; endocytic vesicle; plasma membrane. The coding region runs from base 1 to 843 and encodes 280 amino acids. Gene Ontology annotation, biological process: endothelial cell migration; Rho protein signal transduction.